AAAGAGGAUGGAGAAAUUGAAACACAGGGUGAAUCUGAUGAUGACUCUAUGCCACCAUUGGAAGAUGCUGAUGAUGGCAUGGAAUAUGCUAUUGAUGGAGAACUGCUUGUCACCAGGCGUACUUUGAAUGUGCAAGCCAAAGAAGAUGAUGAAGUACAACGCGACAACAUAUUUCACACGAGGUGCCAUAUCAAAAAUAAGGUAUGUAGUGUGAUUAUUGAUGGUGGCAGUUGUACUAAUGUAGCUAGCACUGUUUUGGUUGAAAAGCUUAAUUUACUUAUGAUGAAGCAUCCAAGGCCAUAUAAGCUACAAUGGUUAAAUGAUUGUGGAGGAAUCAAGGUAAAUAAGCAAGUUCUGGUUUCAUUCUCUAUCGGACGAUAUAAGGAUGAGGUACUGUGCGACGUGGUUCCCAUGCAUGCUGGACAUUUACUUUUGGGGAGGCCAUGGCAAUAUGAUAGGAGAGUAACACAUGAUGGCUUCAAAAAUCGCUAUUCAUUCAUCAUGGAAGGGAAAACAAUUACUCUUGCACCAUUGAGUCCAAGGCAAGUUUAUGAGGAUCAACUGAGAGUAAAAAAAGAGAGUGAGCUGAGAAAUGAGAGUGAGCUUGAGGGUACGAAAAAUAAAGAGAAAACAACAGAAAAAGAGUCCAAAAAGAGAGAAAAGAUUGAGAGUGUUGAAAACAAAGAGAGAAAAUCAGUGAGUGUUUAUGCAAAAGAAAGUGAUGUUAAGGCUGCGUUCUUUGCAAACCAGCCAAUGUUUGUGCUUCUGUAUAAAGAUGCUUAUUUCAACACUAACGAACUUAAUGAUUGUUUGCCUAGUGUUGUUAAAUCUCUUUUGCAGGACUUCAAGGAUGUGUUUCCAGAUGAUGUUCCUAAUGGUUUACCACCAGUAAAAGGAAUCGAGCAUCAAAUGGACUUCAUUCCUGGUGCAACAAUUCCAAACCGACCAGCAUAUCGAAGCAAUCCCAAUGAGACAAAAGAACUUCAAAGGCAGGUCGAAUAACUCAUGAAAAAGGGACAUGUGAGAGAAAGCAUGAGUCCAUGUGCAGUACCAGUGCUACUUAUGCCUAAGAAGGAUGGGACUUGGCGUAUGUGUGUUGCUUGUCGUGCUGUCAACAAAAUCACUGUAAAGUA
Molecule: messenger RNA, 1133 nt
Organism: Rubroshorea leprosula
Lineage: Eukaryota; Viridiplantae; Streptophyta; Magnoliopsida; Malvales; Dipterocarpaceae
Source: the annotation of a GenBank genome assembly